UAAAUACAGCCCGGAUCCCGCGCAUUCUUCUUCUCAUCAUCACACAGCUUCUGGUUCUCUGAUCAGCACACUUGAACAGUUCUUCCAGCUCUCAAGCAGUCGACAAUGCCUUCCUUCAAGCAGACUUUGCUCCUCCUUGGAGCUAUGCUCCCCGCCGUCUUCGGUGCCCCCGUCGAGAACACCCGCCGGGCUUCCGAGAAGAUCGCUGGAAAGUACAUUGUCACUUUCAAGAGCGGCAUCGACACCGCCAAGAUCGAGCAGCACACCACCUGGGCUACCAACAUCCACAAGCGCAACCUUGCCCGCCGUGAUGCUUCCGAUGACUCCGACCUCCCCGUCGGUAUCGAGAAGAACUUCAAGAUCAAGAACUUCGCCGCCUACUUCGGUUCCUUCGAUGACUCUACCAUCGAGGAGAUCCGCAAGAGCGCCGAUGUUGCUCACAUCGAGGAGGACCAGGUCUGGUACCUCGAUGCUCUGACCACCCAGACCGGUGCUACUUGGGGCCUGGGUUCCAUCUCGCACAAGGGUGAAUCCAGCACUAGCUACGUCUACGACUCCAGCGCCGGCGAGGGCACCUACGGCUACGUCGUUGACACCGGUAUCAACGUCGACCACAGCGAGUUCGGCGGCCGUGCGAGCCUCGCCUACAACGCCGUUGGAGGCCAGCACGUUGACAGCGUCGGCCACGGAACUCACGUUGCCGGCACCAUUGGUGGCAAGACCUACGGUGUCUCCAAGAAGGCCAACCUUCUCUCCGUCAAGGUCUUCCAGGGCGAAUCUUCUUCUACCUCCAUCAUUCUUGACGGAUACAACUGGGCCGCCAACGACAUCGUGAGCAAGUCCCGUACCGGAAAGGCCGCCAUCAACCUGUCUCUCGGUGGUGGAUACUCCUAUGCCUUCAACCAGGCUGUCGAGAACGCCUUCGAUGAGGGUGUCCUGACCGUUGUCGCCGCCGGUAACGAGAACUCCGAUGCUGGCGACACCAGCCCUGCCUCUGCCCCCAACGCCUUGACCGUCGCUGCUAGCACCAACCGCAACGCCCGUGCCUCUUUCUCCAACUACGGCUCCGUCGUUGAUGUCUUCGCUCCCGGCCAGGACAUCAAGUCUGCCUGGAUCGGCAGCAGCUCUGCCACCAACACCAUCUCCGGUACCUCCAUGGCUACUCCCCACAUCGUUGGUCUGGCCAUCUACCUGCAGGCUCUGGAGGGUCUCACCAGCCCCGCUGCCGUCACCAAGCGCAUCAAGGAGCUCGCUACCUCCGGUGUUGUCACCGAUGUCAAGGGCAGCCCUAACCUCCUUGCCUACAACGGCGCUGCUUAAGCUCAGAACUAGAGCUCAAAUCCCAGAAACUAGCUCUCCGCUAGCGUUACUUGGGACGACAGUGAUGAUGAUGAUGAUGAUGUAUAAAGAGGGGAAUUGACAUAGAUUGAAGUAUAUAGUCGAUCACGAGGGGAAUCUUUUCAUGAAGACUCAUGGGUACAGUACAUAUAUGGACCUAUACAUAGUUUGUUUGCAGACCAAUCAAGACAUCUUUCUGCUUUC
This is a messenger RNA of Aspergillus melleus, 1542 nucleotides long. Its product is annotated as S8 family peptidase. The coding region runs from base 106 to 1320 and encodes 404 amino acids. NCBI's taxonomy places the organism in Eukaryota, Fungi, Ascomycota, Eurotiomycetes, Eurotiales, Aspergillaceae. Gene Ontology annotation, biological process: proteolysis. Gene Ontology annotation, molecular function: serine-type endopeptidase activity. The record is from RefSeq and is a predicted model, not a curated record. The transcript is spliced from 4 exons.